UGCUCACACUACGAUAAUUUUGGAAAUAGUGAAUACGAUGUUAUCUGUCAUUUUGCUGUCAUUCAGAUUGAUUUGAAUCUGCUCCACUUUCAGUUCAGUCCAUAAUAGUGCUACUGACACAGCAAAAGUGACUUUGUGCUAUACAUCUCUCAAUUUCUAUGCAAACACUCGUGGAUGAUUUAGCAGGCAUCUCUUGACAGCUACAAUAAUCCCAGACCCAACUAGAAGCAAGUAGUCUGACUGGCGUGCCAGUGCAGAAGCCAGCUUGAAGCAAGUAGCUUGACUGGCGUGCUAGUACAGUGAAGUUAUGGGAACGGGGCCAUCCCGGCCUUUAAUCAGAAGGUUUGCUAUCCAGCAGAUACUUGUGCAAACUAUUAACGCGCUGCUGCUAAUUGCUAACGGGCUGGCCAAAGCAUGUCCAAUCAUCUGGCGUAGAAUUGUCGGCGACUCUUCGUGUAGCGUGGGGUCGGUUAAGAUGUGUGAUGGGCCUAUCAAGACGCUCAUCCUUAAUGAUGGCGAGCACAAUGAUGGAACUCUCUAUAGGCUGAAAAAAGGAUGGGCAGUGGACCUGCGCCUGGGACCUUCCCUGUUUGGCCGGCAGGUGACCGUCUACACAAACGCACCAAGUGAUGCAGCUGCCUUCGCUCGCAGUGAGUACAGGCCGCUGGCAUGGCAAGGCCCGCAGUCCGAUGACACGGCACGCUACUGUCGGAUUGUACUCACUGCACCUGGAUCCUUCCACUACUAUUUCACCUACGAUCAUAGUAAUGAGCGAGCUGGUUCAGGAUACAUCCUGGUGGAUCCAGAGUUGAGCGCCAGAGGUCAAAACAUUCCCUUGGACUGCGUACAGUGUGUAACCUACCUGGCUAAAUGUCUCGGGCCUUUGUCAUCAUGGGAAGGCAAACUGAAAGUCGCCAAGGAGACUGGGUACAAUGCUAUUCACUUCACGCCAAUUCAGGAAUUGGGAGGUUCGAACUCAGCUUACAGCCUUCGCAGUCAGCUGGACCUGAAUCCCUCUUUCAGCGAGGGAGGAAACAAAGUGGGCUUUGACCAAGUGGCCUCAUUCACCGAGAAGAUGAGGAAUGAUUGGAAGAUGCUGAGCAUUUGUGACGUGGUCCUGAACCACACCGCCAACGAGACGCCGUGGCUACAAGAGCACCCUGAUGCCACUUACAACCUCGUCAACUCACCUCACCUGAAGCCGGCCUACCUGCUUGAUGUGGCUCUGCAUACUUUCAGUCUCGAAGUGGCCAAGGGUGUCUGGGAGCUAUCGGGCAUCCCUUCUGAUGUCAACGAGGAGUGUCAUUUGGGUUCAAUAAGAUACGCGCUUCUCGGCUCCGUGUUGCCCAAGUACAAAAUCCCAGAGCUGUUCCUGUUACAUGUGGACUCGCACGUGGCUCAGUUCCAGACUGUGGCCAGGUCACGGGUGCCCCCUUCCCCCCAGCCUGGUGACGUCACCGACUCCGCCCCUCCACCCCUCAAACUGAUACCUGAUCCAGAAUUUCAUCGGCUGAAGGCUACCGUCGAUAUGGAGCUGGCACUCAAAGACUGAUUUUUGUUGUUGGUUUUCAGGAGCGAUUGCUUCGACGAGGACACCCGACUACGAAAGUGCACCGAGGACUUCAAGCGGUGCCUGGACCAGCUGAACAGCGAGGUGUACCACGAGGUGCAAGGUCACCUAGUGGCCGCCAUUGACAACUGUGUGGCGGGCAUCCGGUACUUCCGCGUGCAGGCUGACGGACCUCGCAUACCGGCUGUCACUGAGAACGAGCCUCUCGUACCCAGAUAUUUCACCGACUACGACAACAACCCUUGUGAGGAUGUGGCCUACACUCCGGAGGGGAGAUUUGUGAUGGCUCACAACGGCUGGGUCAUGGAUGCCGACCCCCUGCAUAACUUCGCUGGUCCCGACUCCAAUGUCUACUUGCGACGGGAGCUCAUUGCUUGGGGUGACAGCGUCAAACUCAGGUAUGGAGAAAAGCCAGAAGACUCACCUUUCCUGUGGGAUCACAUGAAAAAGUAUGUCGAAGAAACUGCCAGAGCUUUCGAUGGUAUUCGACUUGAUAAUUGUCAUUCUACGCCAAUCAAUGUUGCUGAGUAUCUACUGGAUGCUGCCAGAUUGGUUCGGCCUAAUUUGUAUGUGGUCGCCGAACUGUUCACCAACUCCGAUUACAAGGACAACAUAUUUGUCAAUAAGCUUGGAAUUACAUCACUCAUAAGAGAAGCGCUGUCAGCAUGGGACUCGCACGAGCAAGGCCGGCUUGUGUACCGUUACGGCGGAGUGCCGGUGGGAGCCUUCUGCUACCGACCUGACCGGCCAUUGGCUGCCUCGGUUGCGCAUGCGCUGUUCAUGGACGCUACCCACGACAACGAGGCCGCGGUCGACAAGCGGUCGGCCUUCGACCUACUGCCCAGUGCGGCGCUCGUUAGCAUGGCCUGCUGUGCCACCGGCAGCAAUGCCGGCUACGAUCAGCUGGUGCCGCAUCAUAUUCAUGUAGUAAAGGAGAACAGACAGUACCAGGCGUGGGGAGAGGGUGGUCUGAACCUGGAUACCGGAAUUAUGGCUGGAAAACGAGCUCUCAACAAUCUGCACUACUGGCUUGGAAAGAACAACUACAACCAGGUGUUUGUGGACCAGGUGGACACGGACAUAGUUUGCAUAACGCGGCACAGCGAGGCGACGCGGGAGACCGUGGUGUUGAUCGCAUACACCGCCUUCAAGCACCCGACUGCCGGCGCGGCGGCCGUGGGCAAAGGAGUCACUGUGUCCGGCGAGGUCGACUAUGUCAUCAUCGAGGCUUCCCUGGCACAUAUGAGCGGUGACAGAUUCUCAAAGUCGAAAAACUUUUCGAAAAACGACAACGUGAUAAACGGUCUGUCAGAGUACAAGUUGACGCUGAAGGAAGACAUCAAGACGAGCGAAUGCUCGAUGCUGCAAUUUGCGGCUGCCAACGAUGGCAGCACCCGCCUUGUAUUCACUGCUGAUUUCCGUCCCGGUUGUGUUGUAGCUGUCAAGAUAUCGCCGAGGGCUGUUGUGAAAGAAGCCGUGCAGAAGUUUACGGAUCUGCCCGACCUGACAGCGGUUUGCGACAAGAUGAACCUGGCUGACCUGAAUCGGGCACUCUACUGCUGCAGCAGAGAGGAUGCCGCAUAUGAAGUGCCCAACUGGGGGCCGUUUGUCUACUGUGGCUUACAAGGCAUAGUGUCGCUGCUAGACGGCAUAGCCAAGAACAACGACCUCGGCCACCCGCUUUGCGCCAACCUGCGUGACGGCCACUGGCUCUGCGACUACCUGGCCACGCGUCUGCAACAAGUGCCCGCCACCAGGGAGCUGGGCGACAUGCUGCACAGCAUGUUCCAGCCACUCAGAGAUCUGCCACAUUUCCUCGUGCCCUCCUAUUUCGAGAAGGUCGUCACGCACACCUAUAACAGUCUCAUGGCUAGGGCGAUUGGCUGUAUGUCGCCGUUUGUUCAAAACGGUUCAUCCUUUGUGAAAAUGCUUGCAAUGGGCUCAGUGCAAUGUGGGGGUGUAGUUGACUCCGCCCCCCUCCCGCAAUUAUCGGCAUCCAUCUCACCCCCGCUUCCUCCCCAGAAAGUCUCGGCAGAUGGAACGGCCAAGCAAGCUUGUGUCACUCUAGCUGCUGGGCUUCCUCAUUUCUCAGUUGAAUACAUGAGAAAUUGGGGCAGGGAUACAUUCAUCUCUCUUAGAGGUCUUCUGCUACUUACUGGAAGAUAUCAAGAAGCAAGGUACAUAAUCCUGGCGUACGCCGGCUGCCUGCGUCACGGCCUGAUUCCAAACCUGCUGGACGGCGGCACCAACCCGCGCUACAACUGCCGCGACGCCGUCUGGUGGUGGCUCUAUUCCAUACAGUGCUACGUGCAAGAUGCACCCAACGGCAUCAACAUACUACACGACAAAGUCAAUCGCCUCUUCCCCACCGAUGAUGCGCCACAUACCUAUGUCGAUCAAGAUCUGAUAGAAGUGAUGCAAGAAGCGUUGACCGUGCACUUCCAAGGCCUGUGCUUCAGAGAGAGGAACGCUGGAACUAAAAUCGACGCUCACAUGACGAGUCGCGGCUUCGACAAUCAGAUUGGCAUUCAUCCGAAAACAGGUUUUGUGUUCGGUGGCAACGAGUGGAACUGCGGCACCUGGAUGGACAAGAUGGGUUCGAGCGAGGUGGCGGGCACCCGGGGACGUCCGGCCACGCCCCGUGAUGGGUCAGCCGUUGAAUUGGUCGGCCUCUGCAAGGCCACUGUCAGAUGGCUCGCCGAUCUCCACCAGCGAUCACUCUACCCUCAUGCAGGCGUCACUCGCACUAAUAAGGAUGGCACAACAACAACAUGGACCUUCGCGGAGUGGGACGCGCGCAUAACGGCCAACUUCGAGCAGAACUUCUGGGUGCCGCUGAAGGCCACACAAGACGACUCCAAACUGGUCAACCGGCGCGGCAUCUACAAGGACUCCUUCGGCGCCACCCAGGGCUGGCCCGACUACCAACUCAGGUGUAACUUCCCGAUCGCGAUGGCAGUGGCUCCCGAGCUGUUCAAUGCGCAGAACGCGUGGCAGGCACUUCAGGUGGCUGAGGAGGUGUUGCUUGGGCCCCUCGGCAUGAAGACCCUCGACCCCCACGACUGGGCCUACUGCGGCGACUAUGACAACGACAACAACACAAACGAUGCCAAGGUGGCGCAUGGCUUCAACUACCAUCAGGGACCUGAAUGGGUGUGGCCGGUCGGGUUCCUGUUGCGGGCGCGUCUAAUGAUGGCUGCUCGCGUGGGUGGCUCCGAGCUGCUGAAUAAGACGCAUGCGCAGACCAGCGCCAUUCUCUCCCGCCAUUUCAAGCAGCUGCAGGAGUCAGAUUGGCGUGGCCUUCCUGAACUCACCAAUACCAACGGCCAGUUCUGCAAAGGCAGUUGUCCCACGCAGGCCUGGAGUAUGGCCUGUAUUUUGGAGGUUUUACACGAAAUGUCAACAUCACCAACGACCGCCCCCCAUAAUUGACACCCUUGGCUCAUGAAGAGGGAAAAACACGCCCUAAUUCUGAACAUUUUACCGAAGAUCAGAGACGAUAGUCAUCGAUUUCUGAGACCUAGUUCGGUUGGAAGGAAGAAAAUGUCGGACAUAAGUCUGAUCAAUUGGCUUGACUGUGAGGAGAAUGGUCGUUCCAUGGUUUCCUACUCGUUUCAACGAUCCAUUUCAAAAGAUAGCAACACUGUCAAGGAAAUUAUGAGACUUUUCAUUUUCUUCACAAUUCUACUGUUUUUUAUAUCACUGAUUGCUUACUAUGUGUUGCUGUUUUUUGAUCUCUAGAGUAUAUCUCUAGAUAGACUAGAUUAUAUUCUACUGUAAGUAAAUCCAGAGAUAUACUUUAGAUAUAAUCUAGAAUGCAUUGCUCAUGUUUUAUAUACUCGCCAUUAUCAUCAAUAUAUUAUAGCAAGCCCUUUAUUAUCGACCCUCUUCAUGAGCUUUGUUAUUUAAAUUUAGGUGAAUUUAUUUUAUAAAUAUUGUUCAAUUAGUUGUUAUAAUAAUUAUUAUUGUUGAUUAUAAAUCACUCACAAUCUGCCUUUUGAUAGAACACCUCCGAUUAUAUCUAUAAUCAUAAUUCUGUAUGUUAUCUAUAUUCAUCAUGUGUUAAAUAGAUAUUAUUCGUUUUAAUAGGACGAAAUAUUGAAUAUUCGUAUUUUUUGUUUUUAACUCUCUCAUUCUAUUGUUAUCAAACAUUUGAGCUAUUACUGUAUAAUCAUAUUGCUAAUCUAUAUUAAUCAAAUUUCAAGCUUUUUUAUGAAUUAUUGUUGGAUUGAGCAAUUUUCAAAGUACAACUACAUUGGAUGAUAUAAUGUUUGGAGUGACUAAAUGUUGUGAAUUCUUGUUUGAUUCACUAAUUAAUAAAUCUAUAUAUGUUUCUCACAAUGCACAUUGUAAACUCCUUCACAUAUUUCAGCAAAGAAAGUUUUAAUGUAAUGUGUACAGCAACUAUAAUUAAUAAAAAAAUAUAUUGAUAGCAAUAGGUUUUCCCACUCAUAAGAGGCUACACAGAAAGGAUCUCAUAGAACUAUAUUUCUUUUAGUCUUACAUUUCUAAGAUUGAGAUUCUUAUUAGAGUGUGUUGAUAUUAUAGCCACACACCUUGAUGAAGCCUUCAUAAUGAUAGAAAAAUAUACAUAUUGAUUCUAUGGUUGUUUCUAGGAUCUUGAAUCUUUAACGAAAUACGUGUAAAGUGCCAUAUCAUUUUAUUUUAACUUAAUAUAAUUCAGUACUGUAUCUUAUAGAAUAUUCGAACACUUACAUAUUAUUAUUAUUACAGCACUUUAUGCACAAAUAGAAAGUCUGUUAAUUCUUCUUCUGGAGAUUUAUUUUUAGCGUGAUUCAAUGCUCAAUGUUCAAAUACUGUGUAUCGGAAGAUGAAAUAUUUUUCUAUCAACUUGUAAUAAAUCACAAAAUAUUUUUAUAGAUUCUGACAGAAAAGUGUAGGCUUUCUUGUAAUUCGUUUGUUGUAUUUUAUUACUGAACUGUUUAUAAUAUAAUAUUAUGAUUUUUAAAAUGUAGCUCACAAAAGUUCUAUUGUUGUUUGUUAAACGAUAUAUAUAAUAUUAUUUAAUGAUAAUCUUUUUAUUUGAAUGAUAUAGACUUAUUUUUCUAAAAAAAUCUAAUGUUCUUUAGAACGAUAUAGUUUAGAUUCUAGUCUAUUUAUUACAAGAUGAAUCGAAAAGGUUGAGAAGUUUUGUACCUGCUUGAUUUUUGCUUCAAAUAAAAUAAUUAUUUUCUGUUUGAU
Nilaparvata lugens (brown planthopper) is the source of this 6772-nucleotide messenger RNA. RefSeq names its product glycogen debranching enzyme. Gene Ontology annotation, biological process: glycogen biosynthetic process; glycogen catabolic process. The record is from RefSeq and is a predicted model, not a curated record. The transcript has 27 exons. NCBI's taxonomy places the organism in Eukaryota, Metazoa, Arthropoda, Insecta, Hemiptera, Delphacidae. Gene Ontology annotation, molecular function: amylo-alpha-1,6-glucosidase activity; 4-alpha-glucanotransferase activity.